GUGGGGGGUGGAAACGAAGCCGUGGAGUCGGGAGAACGAUGGGAGUAACUGAGAUACCAUGAUGGAUAACCGUUUUGCUACUGCUCUGGUAAUUGCCUGUGUGCUCAGUCUUAUCUCUACCAUCUAUUUGGCAGCCUCAAUUGGCACAGAUUUUUGGUUUGAGUACCGUAACCCAUCACCUCCCGAAAAUAACAGUGAAAGUAAAGCCACUUGGGAUGAACUUUUUGGUGAAAAUGCAGAUGAAAACUCUUACACUGAAGCACUCUUUCGAUGGAAUGGCACCAUUGGGCUGUGGCGGAGAUGUAUCACGAUGUCUGAAAACUCUCAUUGGUAUAAUUCACCAGGUUUCAGUCAGUUCCUUCCAAACCUCAACACCACCAGCAGUAAAACAGGUGAGAUGGUCACAAAGUGUGUCAGCUUUUCUCUUUCGGAUCAAUUCAUGGAAAAAUACACAGAUCCUGGGAAUCAUAAUAGUGGCAUUGAUCUGAACCGAACCUAUCUCUGGCGCUUGCAGUUUCUCCUGCCUUUUGUCAGUUUAGGACUCAUGUGUUUUGGAGCACUUAUUGGAGUCUGUGCUUGUGCGUGCCACAGUCUCUAUCCUGCCAUUGCCACUGGAGUUCUCCACUUCCUAGCUGGUUUGUGCACACUGGGUUCAGUUGGCUGCUAUGUAGCUGGAAUUGAGCUGCUCCAUAAGAAACUACCUCCUCCUCCAGUGCAAGGCCAAUUUGGCUGGUCCUUCUGUCUGGCUUGUGUGUCAGCACCUCUGCAGUUCAUGGCCGCUGCCCUUUUCAUCUGGGCUGCACGCACAAACAGGAAAGAAUUCACACUUUUGAAAGCAUACCGAGUGGCAUAAUAAGAUCCUCAUUUUUCCUCAAGUCUCUUAUUUUCAUACUUUUAAAAAUCUCCUUGCUGUUUUUAUUAGUUAUUUAUCUGUUUCAGAGGAUGCAUGCUUCUAAUUACAUUUAUUUAAAUGGCUUGGAAUUGAAGAGACUUAGAGACCAGAUUAUGAGGAAUUGCUUUUUCUUGCCAGAGAUCUAUAAGAUUUCAACACAUUUUUUAAAUACAUCUGACAUACUUAUAUUUUCACAUCUAAACUUCAUCUGCAAAGCAAACAUAGGAUCCUUAAGGGGAUGAAAGGUCUUGAUGAAAUUAAAAUGGAUAGAAUGUGUAUCGGAUAAGCCAGGACCACUUUUUUCAAAGUGGUAAAUAUGCAGUCUCCUUGAAGGUUGUGAUAUAAUUUUGUUCCCAUCUUCAGAUCUAUUACUGUGUCUUUUUCAAUCUAUUCGGUCCAGAUUGUUAUAAAAUGGUUGACAACUGUGGAAUUUUUAAAUCUUGUGAAAUAGUUAUCAAGAUUGUGUGUGCAUUUCUCUCUCUCUCUUGUAAUAGAAGCAUCCAUAACAAGUUUUACUUUCUAAUUUGACAAAUAUAUCUGUAUAUAAAUCUGACUUUUUAAAUAUUUUAUUUAUGCAAUACUACAUUUUGUAGAAUUAUUAUUCAUGUCAUCUAAAUGAACAAUAUUGUUUUAAGAAAAUAAACCUGAGUUAAGACUCAUUAAUUUUACUGGAGUUGUAUGUGACUGAUAAUAGAAGAAAAUACAUGUGAUAUAACAUUUCAUUUUAAUGCACUUAACUAAAUUCUUGACAUCCAUCCUCUUCUUUUCAAAUCACAAGAUAUAUAAAGGGGAAAAAUGAAGAGUGCAUUGAUUUCGCUUCAAAUUAUAAAACCAAAUUAAGAAGAAAAGAUACAUAUUCAGUAAGAAAAUUUAUACAAUGCUUCCAACUUGACAUUAUCAAUAUUUGUACCAGAAUCCUUACAAAUAAAUAGCUACAUUUAGGCUGUAUCGUGCAAAGACUGUGUCCAGCCUUGCAGCUUCAAAUUAAAAUAC
Protobothrops mucrosquamatus (brown spotted pit viper) is the source of this 1885-nucleotide messenger RNA. It is a transcript of the gene CLDND1, whose product is annotated as claudin domain containing 1. Bases 59 to 853 code for a protein of 264 amino acids. Gene Ontology annotation, cellular component: membrane. The transcript has 6 exons. The record is from RefSeq and is a predicted model, not a curated record. Lineage: Eukaryota; Metazoa; Chordata; Lepidosauria; Squamata; Viperidae.